Trypanosoma cruzi is the source of this 669-nucleotide messenger RNA. RefSeq lists its product as uncharacterized. NCBI's taxonomy places the organism in Eukaryota, Euglenozoa, Kinetoplastea, Trypanosomatida, Trypanosomatidae. The transcript has a single exon. The coding region runs from base 1 to 669 and encodes 222 amino acids. The record is from RefSeq and is a predicted model, not a curated record.
AUGUCGGACUAUGAUCGAGAUAGUGAUGAGUCCUCCGUGGACGAGAUGAGCAAGCGGUUUGUGCCCGUGCGCUGUAUGGAGGAAUUUCAAGCGUCGGUUGCGGCCGAGGAGGAGUGCCUAUGUGCCCUCGUUUUUACAUCAUUUUUAUGCCCAUUUAGUGCGAACGUGUUGCCUUUUGUGAAGAAUAAUUUUGUCCUUUCGGAGGAGCCCCAAACUCGCCUUGUGCGUUACUUUCACGUGGCGUUAGUGCCCGAGGAGAAGACGGACAUAACGAGACUGCUUCAAAAGGACCCGGUAUUCCUUGCGACCAACCGACCACCCACAGAGCUGCAAAAAAAGCAGCUCCACAAGCAGGCCCAUGAUAAUUUGAUGGAACUGCUAACCUUCCUUGAAGUCUGCAGCACCCCAUGUAUGAUGUUUUUUGUCCGGGGUCAAUGUGUAAGGAUUUCAGACGACGUUGCGGACGCUCCCCGAGUUAUCGCGACGGGAAGUUCCAUGAGAAAAUGGAAGGCUGUUCUCCAAAACGCGGUGGUGCGGCGAAACGAGCUUUUGCGUGAGUAUGACGCCGAAAAAAGACGUGAGAAGCGACGGAUUGAGAGGGAAAAACGCCGAGAGGCGCGAAGGCGCGCAAAGGCCGAGGAAGAGGAAGAAGACGAGGAGGAUGUUUAA